AGAUAAACCAAACAUCAAACAUGUCCAAUGUAAUCAUCCAGAAUAUUAAUCUUUACGAUCUUGAGCUUCAAGGAAACUCCUCAAGUGAUGAAGAAGAGGAAAAUAUUGCAAAAAAUCAACAGAAACAGCCUUCAAUCACUUCAUAUUUAAUUAAAAAAUCACCUAGACAACAAAGUACAGAAAACGGAGCUGAAAAGCUGAUUGAAUGCGAGAUUAGUGCUGAUUUAGAUAAAUCAUCUAGCUUGGAAGUGAACAAAGCUGUAAAGAGUCCAGUGAAUAGUCAAAGCAGUAGAAAAUCAAAUGGAUUACCACAAAAAACAGGAGAAACUGCCAAAAGUUCAACAACUUCAAGUCCAACUAGUCAAAAAACAUCAAAUUUAUCAAAUUUGUAUCAAUUAAUCCAAAACAAUUCAAAUCAAGCUAGUAGCUCAACAGAUUCAAACACCAGCAACACCCAACAACCAAAAAUUACUCAAAAAUCAGCAUCAGAUCAUCAAACAACCUUAAAUCUACCAACAGAAGUUGUCAUAAAAGAGGAACUCAUUGAAAUCGAUGACGAUCCAGUCAUCCAACAAACAUGGCAAGAUUUAGAUCAGCAUUCAUUUAUUAAGCAAGAAAAUGAGCUAAUGGUUCCACCAGACAGCUUAGAUGGCGAGAAUAUCAUGGAAGAUGAGAUUGAGGAACAAGAUUUGAGGAAAAUCAUGUCACAAAGUCAAGAUCCUGAGAAUGCAAAUGCCAGUUUUGAUGAUUCUUUGUUAAAGACUUGUGAAAGUUUAGAAGAUGAAGUUGAACUAAUUAAACCUAAUGGAGACUCAGGAACGCUUGAUGAGAAAUUUGGAUUCUUCUACAAAGGAAGCGGAAGUUCGCAUAAAAAUGUAGAGCAACUUGAUGAGGACAUGAUGACAAGUCAGGACAUUCCGGUAGAUUUCGAUGAUAGUUUGAUGGAACUUGAAGGAAAUCCAGCUAAAAGGAUGAGGAUUGAUGACAGAAGCAUUCAAAAGACUCCGGAAGGUUCUCUUAGUUCCAACAAAAUCUACACACACACAAUUGUCAAGUCAUUGCCAAAAGGAAUCACAGUUAAAAGAACAAGUGGAAGACAAGUUGCAUGCAAGUCAACCAGUUCGAAUGCUGGUCCAUCUCCAGAUAAGCAAAGUACCUCACUUGAUUUUAGCAAUACUGAAAAUCCAGGCACAAAUGGUAAAGUUAUUGCAAAAAUAGGCGAAAAUAUAGCAAAAAUCGGAGAAACAUUUGUGAAAUUUGGCUCAAGUGUGAAGAAUUCUGAGCAGCUGCUGCCAACCAAGCUAGCCGUGUCAAAUGAGCAAGAUGAAUUCAUUGUUACCGCAAUUAAGGAAGAACCAGACGAAGAUAUUGAUAUGGAGCAAGACUAUACUGAAGAAUUUAUAGAAGAACCAUCCGAACCAGAGCCUGAAAGAUUAGCAACGAAUUCAGAACUAACAAAAACCUUCAACAAAAAUAUCGGAAUUGUCCAUAAAGUUGGUGAAAUAGCGAAUCGAAUUGUGGACAGGAUCAACGCUAAACGAGGCGAAACAUCCCAAUAUGUAAAAACAUCUUCUCCAAAAAUUGGCGUAAGUCCCAAAAAAUUCGGCCUCGACCCUUCAAAAGUUGGUGGAAAUUUCAUAAAAGUUGGUCAAACUACAAAAGGAAGUCCAAUAACCUCAAAAGUAAUAAUAACCACAAAAGUGAUUCAAAAUCCCGUACAAAGUUCAUCAACAACACCUCAAAGAUUAUCAAUGCCAUCGACCAGCUACUUUAUGCCUAAAAACUUUCUAGACCUUCAAAUUAAGGAAGAGAAGCUUGACGAUGAAGCAAAAAUCUCAACUGAUCCGAAUGACUUCCUAGAAUCGAAAAUCAAGGAAGAAGAUCCCGAUGAAUAUUUUACAACAGCCUACAACCAAAACAUAACCUCAAAACCUUUAAAUUCGACAGUCACAAGCACAUCGGACACAAUUGUGUCUACAAAAAUUGUCACUUUGCCAGCUUCAAACUUACUAAAAACAAGAAAAAUUAUUGUAAUCAAAAAACCAGUCACACCUGGAACCAAACCAGUUUCUGGACAUUCCAUACAAAGAGCCUUAAAGUCUCAAAUGAGAUCGGGUGGUGUUAGUGGAUCUGAAAAUACAAGAUAUAUCAUUAAGACAGUGUCGAUGCCAAACAAGACGAUAAAAAUUGAAAAUAGUCAAAAAUCAUCGCUCCAAAUUGCAAGCAUAUCAGGUGCACAGAAUCAAGGUCCAUCUACAAGCUUCAGAACAAUCACAUACCCAAAGUCUGAAUCUACAGUAGUUGUAAAGAAUCAAACAGAUGCGAUUUAUAGAUGCUAUAAGUGUCAUUUGCUGUUCUCAUCACACAGUGAGUAUACUGAGCAUCUUAAAGAGCAUAGAAUCCCACAAGGAAUCGUAUUCAAUGAGAAGCGAGUGAUCAAACUUGAGGAACUGCAAAAAAUGAAUGCUUUCCAAUGUGCUCAAUGCUCAGCUGGAUUUCCAACAAUGGAGAAGCUUUCAGCACACGAGAAUCGCCACAAAACUGAAUUUAGCUGUAAAUAUUGUGGAAAGACAUUCUUACAGAUGUACAGGUACAAGGAGCACUUAGCACAGCAUGAGCAAAAGAAGGAGAAAUACUUAGAAUGUGAACAUUGUGACAAGAAGUUCCUCAAACAAUUCAGACUUGAUGAACAUGUGAUGAAUGCUCAUGCAAUUAUGGAACUACACAUAUGUGCCUAUUGUGACUUAAAAUUUCCAUCAAGUUCGUUGCUUCUUGAUCAUCAGAAAACAGCUCACACAAAGAAGACAGCAAUGAAGUGUGGACUUUGCAACUAUGAAACUUAUGUUAAACAAAACUUUGAGAAGCACGCGAGCAUGCACAUGAGAUAUGUUGAGAAACUUAAUUCCAAUCAAUUCUUUAAAUGCGAUCAGUGUCCACAGUCAUUCAGGGAGAAAGGUGUGCUGGAGAUGCAUAAGCAGCAUAUGCACAGUUGAUGAGGUAUUUUGAGGUUAGGAUUUUUCUAUUUCUUACUGUAAAAUUUAAAUAAUGGAA
Chironomus riparius is the source of this 3051-nucleotide messenger RNA. Lineage: Eukaryota; Metazoa; Arthropoda; Insecta; Diptera; Chironomidae. The record is from the annotation of a GenBank genome assembly.